Messenger RNA from Mus pahari (shrew mouse), 2581 nucleotides. RefSeq names its product complement C4-B. Gene Ontology annotation, molecular function: protein binding. The record is from RefSeq and is a predicted model, not a curated record. Bases 150 to 2477 code for a protein of 775 amino acids. Gene Ontology annotation, biological process: complement activation. NCBI's taxonomy places the organism in Eukaryota, Metazoa, Chordata, Mammalia, Rodentia, Muridae. Gene Ontology annotation, cellular component: extracellular region. The transcript is spliced from 20 exons.
AUCCUGUUUGUGUGCCGCGUCAUUUCUUGCUGGCGGGAAGGUAGCGCGGGACAGAAGGGGCCAUCCACAGAGAGGAGAUAGUCUACAACCUCGACCCCCUAAAUAACCUAGGUCGGACUUUGGAGAUUCCUGGCAGCUCGGAUCCCAACAUGGUCCCUGACGGAGACUUCAGCAGCUUCGUCAGGGUUACAGCCUCUGAACCCUUGGAGACUCUGGGCUCUGAAGGAGCCUUGUCCCCAGGAGGCGUGGCCUCCCUCCUGAGGCUUCCCCGGGGCUGCGCGGAGCAAACCAUGGUCUAUUUGGCCCCUACCCUGACGGCUUCCAACUACCUGGACAGGACAGAACAGUGGAGUAAACUGUCCCCUGAGACAAAGGACCAUGCUGUGGAUCUGAUCCAGAAAGGCCACAUGAGGAUCCAGCAGUUUCGGAAGAAAGAUGGCUCCUUUGGGGCGUGGUUACACCGGGACAGCAGCACCUGGCUGACUGCCUUUGUGCUGAAGAUUCUGAGUUUGGCCCAGCAACAGGUGGGCGACUCCCCCGAGAAGCUGCAGGAGACAGCUACCUGGCUGCUGGCCCAGCAGCUGGGCGAUGGCUCCUUCCACGACCCAUGUCCAGUCAUCCAUAGAGGCAUGCAGGGGGGCUUGGUGGGGACCGACGAGACGGUGGCACUGACGGCCUUUGUGGUCAUUGCCCUUCACCACGGUCUGGAUGUCUUCCGGGACGAGAAUGCGAAGCAGCUGAAGAACAGAGUGGAAGCCUCCAUCACCAAGGCAAACUCGUUCUUGGGGCAGAAGGCAAGUGCCGGGCUCCUGGGUGCCCACGCCGCCGCCAUCACAGCCUAUGCCCUGACGCUGACCGAGGCCUCGGAGGACCUGCGGAAUGUUGCCCACAACAGCCUGAUGGCCAUGGCUCAGGAAACGGGGGAAAACCUCUACUGGGGCUUAGUCACUGGCUCUCAGGACAACGCUGUGUCGCCCCCAGCAAAACCCCUUAGCCCAACAGAACCUGUGCCCCAGGCCCCAGCCCUGUGGAUCGAAACCACAGCCUAUGCCCUGCUCCACCUGCUUCUGCGGGAGGGAAGGGGGAAAAAGGCUGACAAAGCUGCAUCCUGGCUCACCCACCAGGGAAGCUUCCACGGGGCAUUCCGCAGUACCCAGGACACUGUGGUCACCCUGGAGGCCCUGUCUGCCUACUGGAUCGCUUCACACACCACCGAGGAGAAAGCACUGAAUGUGACACUCAGCUCCAUGGGCCGCUAUGGGUUCAAGACCCAUGUGCUACACUUGAACAACCACCAAGUCAAAGGCCUGGAGGAAGAGCUGAAGUUCUCCCUGGGCAGCACAAUCAGUGUGAAAGUGGGAGGAAACAGCAAAGGCACCUUGAAGAUCCUUCGUACCUACAAUGUCCUGGACAUGAAGAACACCACGUGCCAGGACCUUCAGAUAGAAGUGACGGUCACAGGCUCUGUGGAAUAUACAAGGGAUGCCAUUGAAGACUACGAAGAGGACUAUGACAUGCCAGCUGCAGAUGACCCCAGCGUCCCCUCACAGCCUGUGACUCCCCUGCAGCUGUUUGAGGGUCGUCGGAGCCGCCGCAGGAGGGAGGCCCCCAAGGUGGCCGAAGAGCAGGAGUCCAGAGUUCAGUACACAGUGUGUAUCUGGCGCAGUGGCAAGCUGGGGCUGUCUGGCAUGGCCAUCGCAGACAUCACCCUCCUGAGUGGAUUCCACGCCCUGAGGGCUGACCUGGAGAAGCUGACCUCCCUCUCUGACCGUUACGUGAGUCACUUUGAGACUGACGGGCCCCAUGUCCUGUUGUACUUUGACUCGGUCCCAACCUCCCGGGAGUGUGUGGGCUUCGGAGCCUCGCAGGAGGUGGCCGUGGGACUGGUGCAGCCAGCCAGCGCUGUCCUGUAUGACUACUACAGCCCCGAUCACAAGUGUUCUGUGUUUUAUGCUGCACCCACCAAGAGUCAGCUCCUGUCCACCCUGUGCUCUGGAGAUGUCUGCCAGUGUGCUGAGGGGAAGUGUCCUCGACUGCUAAGGUCACUGGAGCGAGGGGUGGAGGACAAGGACGGUUACCGGAUGAGGUUCGCCUGCUAUCAUCCCCGAGUGGAGUAUGGGUUCACGGUUAAGGUUCUCCGAGAAGAUGGGAGAGCUGCCUUCCGCCUCUUUGAGACCAAGAUCACCCAAGUCCUGCAUUUCAGAAAGGACACCAUGGCCUCCAUAGGACAGACCCGCAACUUCCUAAGCAGGGCCUCUUGCCGCCUUCGUUUGGAGCCUAACAAAGAGUACUUGAUCAUGGGGCUGGACGGGGAAACCAGUGACAACAAGGGAGACCCCCAGUACUUGCUGGACUCAAACACCUGGAUUGAGGAAAUGCCUUCGGAACACCUGUGUAAGAGCACCCGCCAGCGGGCAGCCUGUACCCAGCUCAAGGACUUCCUGAGGGAGUACAGCAGCCGGGGGUGCCAGGUUUGAGGCCGUACGACUCUGGCUCCCUGAGCUCAGCCCAGGGUCAGGGCCUCUCUGGAUGAGGGGCUCUGCUCUACAGGGUAAAUAAAAGAAAAGCUUUGGACAGCCAA